Carica papaya (papaya) is the source of this 1229-nucleotide messenger RNA. Lineage: Eukaryota; Viridiplantae; Streptophyta; Magnoliopsida; Brassicales; Caricaceae. The record is from RefSeq and is a predicted model, not a curated record.
AUGUCGAAAUGUUCACCUCCUCCUUCACAAAGGCUUUCAAAGUACGCUCCAUUGAUUCAUGUCAUGAAGGUUCAUCCUGAUAAAAUUAACCUGAUCAUUGGUUCUGGUGGCAAGAAAGUUAAGAGUAUUAUUGAAGAAUCUGGAGUUGAAGCUAUUGACGCAGAAGACGAUGGAAUUGUAAAAAUUACUGCAAAAGAUUUAGAAAGUCUAGAGAAAUCCAAAUCCAUUAUUACAAAUCUGACAAUGGUCCCAUCUGUUGGUGAUAUCUAUAGGAACUGUGAGAUCAAAUCAAUAGCUCCUUAUGGUGUUUUUGUUGAGAUAUCUCCAGGGCGUGAGGGACUUUGCCACAUCAGUGAGCUCAGUUCAAAUUGGCUGGCGAAGGCAGAAGAUGCCUUUAAAGUUGGAGAUCGUGUUGAUGUCAAACUUAUUGAGGUAAACGGAAAGGGACAACUUCGCCUUAGCCGUCGAGCACUACUUCCUGAAAAAGAUUCUGAGAAAUCUAGUGCAAAGCAGCAACCUAGUGAUCCCACCAAAGACAAUGAAGAUAAAAGUACACCCAAAAAAUACAUUAAUAAACUGGAGGAUAGUUUGCCUGAGGAGAAGAGUGAACAAAUGAACCAAGUUGUAAACUCCUCAAAAAGUAGUUCUGCAGAAGACACCGUCCUGACACAAAAGAAAGUUAAUAGGAGACAAAAACCGAAAAAAAGCGGCAGUAGUAAAGCAGUGGGAAGUCUCUCCACCAAAGAUGUUAGUAAUUUGGUGAACGGAGAGGCUAAAAUUGGGUAGCAGCAUACUCAAUUAUAAUCAAGUGAUGAAAAUUUAUUGGUUUCUCAACGAGAAUCACAAUGGAAGUGCUUCCACAUUGACAAGUAAUACAGGGGUUCAAUACGAUAUGCCUGAACUUGAAUGUGCUUGUCAAUCUUUAACCAGUUGCUGAUGGAACCUGAGAAGAUGCAACUCCUGUAUCAUCAUCUUUUUCUGCAAGUAAAAGGGGCAUUUACGGGCAAGGUCGAUUUCUGAAAUAGUUUAUGCUUCUUUAAGUUUUGAAUUGUACAGGAAAUACCUUCUUGAUAGAAUGAUUGGAAAGUUUUGGUGCACCUUGGGGCCUCUUGCAGCUACAAAUUCAUUCUUCCAUAUCCUUAUAUAAUCAUGAGCAAUGCUAUGCCAGUCAUGGCUGUUCAUUUGUGCAGUUCUACUCUGUUAAACUUCAAAAUUAGUUGAUAUUGCCA